AUGAACAUUCAAAGACUUCACCUUCAACCUUUCACCUUCAACCUUUCACCUUUCACCUUUCACCUUUCACCUCGACUCUUCAACUCCGCACUCUUAUCUGAUAAGAGCGCGUUAAGUGAAACGCGAAAUCGCCACGAGUCCAGUGACUUCCGAAUAAUCAAGAUGGCCCAAAGACGACAGGCACGGAAUAUUCGGGGCCCGCACUCCGCUUUGACAGACUUCCUUGCUUCAAACAACAUUUCGGCGGCGCAAAUUCGAGACGAUUAUGACCGCCGAGCCACAGGGGCUACACAGCAGUCUCCUGAAGUUGAAGCCGCUCAUUCGCCCAGUGCAGCUGAAAGUAAUGGCUCUCCAGAAGCCAAUUCCCCAGAAGAUGUGACCAAGAAGCGCAAGCGACAACAGGCCAUUGCUAGAAUCAAAAAUACCAAGGCUUUUGCACGCCGCAAGGCGCAACGCAAGGGAGAUGAUGAUGACGAUGAUUUUCUUGCCGGGCAGAUGGUCGAUGAGAAGCAACAACCCAAGCCAGGCCAGCUAGAAAACUGUGAAACUUGCGAGAAGCGCUUCACGGUCACUGCAUAUAGCAAGACCGGUCCUAAUGGAGGUCUGCUAUGUGCUGAUUGCUCUAAAAAGCAAAAGGGGGAUGAGAAAAAGGCCCCUGCUAAGAAGCGUGGCCCUGGCAUCGGUCGCCGUCAAAACCAAGCCAACUUGCUCGACGGUUUGACUCUUCAUGGGACUCAGAGUCUGUUGGAAACGUGCAUCAAGAAAGUCGCUGAUCAUAUUCACGAUGUUGAUGAAUUUGGCGACCUGCCUCCAUCGUUGCUGCUUCGUCUGGGUCAGAUCUUGUCCAGAAGACGGUCUGUGACUUCUCGGACUUUGAACCUGUUCUUGCGCCCUCGUUACAAGUCCAUUGACCUCUUUGACUGUGCUAAACUUGGCACGGAUGAUUACCACAAGAUUCUUGCCUCUAUGCCUCAUCUCACAAGAGUCAAUCUACGUUUCACCACUCCAAUGAAGGACCCCAUUUUCGAUUAUAUGAUCGAGCGUGAUAUGCAAAUCAAAGACCUUCACCUAGAUGGGCCAAAUCUUGUGACCGAUGACUGCUGGCGUCGGGUUUUCAUAAAGCUCGGCCACAGGCUACAGAGUCUGAAACUCUGGAAUUUGGAUUCUGCCUUUGAUGAUGAGACUGCUAUGGUCAUGUGCAACAAUUGUCCUAACCUUCAGCGUCUGAAAUUGAAAUUCCUUGCCAAAAUCGGCGACAACACGCUAAAGGCAAUCUCCACUCUCGAGCAUCUUCAGCAUUUGUCGUUACAUCCAAUGCCAGAGACUAAGGCAGAAACUGAAUCUCUUGUCCAAAUCAUUGCCGCAGUUGGGCCUCAGCUCAAUACUUUGUCUCUUGAGGAGUUUGAGCUUGUCGAUGACCGUCUCCUACAGCACAUCCACGAGCAUUGCCAUGCUUUGUCCAAGCUUCGGCUUACCCAGAACGCAACCUUCACCGACCAAGGAUUGACCAACCUUUUUCAAGGGUGGUCCAACCAGGCCCUUAUCUAUGCGGACCUUCACUCUCUCCGAGAUGUAGACAUGUCAAAUCCUACCGGUCCUCCGGAGCCUGUUGGGCUUGCAUCAAACGGGUUUAUUGCCCUGAUGGAGCACUCAGGCUCAAAACUUCAACACUUGAACAUUGCAUCCUGCCGUCACGUAUCCUACAAGGCAUUCGAGGAGGUGUUUGCAGAGGACAAACAGUACCCUGACCUCAAGUACCUCGAUAUCUCCUUCAGCACCGCGGUGGACGACUAUCUUGCUCAGUGCAUCUUCCGAUGUUGUCCAUCGCUCCAGAGAUUGGUCGUUUUUGCUUGCUUCAAAAUCCGUGAUAUCCAUAUCCCUAGAGGUCUUGCCGUCAUUGGCACUGUGGGUGCAACCCUCAAAGUCGAUGGAAUCACUCAGUCUGAAACCAUUUAA
This is a messenger RNA of Penicillium arizonense, 1956 nucleotides long. RefSeq lists its product as uncharacterized. Bases 1 to 1956 code for a protein of 651 amino acids. Gene Ontology annotation, biological process: SCF-dependent proteasomal ubiquitin-dependent protein catabolic process. The transcript has 7 exons. Gene Ontology annotation, cellular component: SCF ubiquitin ligase complex. The record is from RefSeq and is a predicted model, not a curated record. Lineage: Eukaryota; Fungi; Ascomycota; Eurotiomycetes; Eurotiales; Aspergillaceae.